AUGGAGCGAGAAUCGAGAAGUCUCAAUGAAGAACUCAAGGUGGAGGAUGAAGUGGGACUUCUGGAAACUGGGAAAUCCAAGGUCAAGGCACCAGCAGAUCUGGUGUCUGAGAGUCCACAUCAUGGAAAGCUUCAUGAAGAACUUGGGUUGAAAUUGGCUCGAAGAUAUGCAGAAAAUGUUAUCCUGGAUCCAGAGACAGCUCACCCAUAUCUCCAAGUUGCUGAGGACAAUAAAAGUGUGAAAGGAGGUGAUACCUUGCAGGAACUGCCCAAAAUAUACUUCAUUCUUUUAGGGGUCUUUAACUGCACUCAGACCCAUCUGUUCCUCUUUUCAAUGGUGCUCAUGCUCUUCCUCAUCUUGAUGGGCAAUGCCCUCAUGAUUGUGCUCAACCAUGAGGCCCAGCGGCACACACCCAUGUACUUCCUGCUUAGCCAGCUCUCCCUCAUGGACAUGAUGCUGGUUUCCACCAUAGUCCCCCAAAUGGCAACCAACUACCUGCUGGGCACCAGGUCCAUCUCUCCUGCUGGCUGUGGAGCCCGGAGUUUACUGUUUCCCAUGCUGGGAGAGGGUGAGUGCUUCCUCUUAGCGGCCAUGGCCUAUGACCGCUAUGUGGCCAUACGUCACCCCCUGCGCUACCCCAUCCUCAUGAAUCAGAAGCUCUGCUUGCACGUGAACACAGGCUCCUGGCUUCCGGGAGGGGUGGAUGGGCUGAUGCAGCCUGGUGCCACUCUGAGCUUCCCUUACUGCCAUUCUCGAGAAAUCACCCACUUCUUUCGUGAGGCACCCACACUCACGCACCUUGCCUGUGCCCACGCUACCUUUUUUAAGUUUUUCACGUAUGUGUGCUGCCUCCUGAUGCUCUUGAUCCCUCUGUCUCUCCUUUUGGCUUCCUACAGUCUCAUCUUGGCUGCUGGGCUCCGCAUGCGGUCCACUGCAGCUCAGAAGAAAGCGUUUGUCACCUGCUCCUCUCACCUGGCUGUGGUGGGGCUCUUCUGUGGCACUCUCCUACUCAUCUAUGUGCGGCCCAAAUCCUACCGCUCAGUGGCCCAUGACAAGGUGGUCUCUGCUUCUUACACCAUCUUCACACCUGUGUUGAACCCCCUUAUCUACAGUGUGAGGAACGAAGACGUCAAGGGGGCUUUGAGACAAUGGCUAGAGAAACAUUUUCUGGGACGUCUAUAG
This is a messenger RNA of Mirounga angustirostris (Northern elephant seal), 1182 nucleotides long. RefSeq names its product olfactory receptor 2T8-like. Gene Ontology annotation, cellular component: plasma membrane. The record is from RefSeq and is a predicted model, not a curated record. Gene Ontology annotation, molecular function: olfactory receptor activity; G protein-coupled receptor activity. Lineage: Eukaryota; Metazoa; Chordata; Mammalia; Carnivora; Phocidae. Gene Ontology annotation, biological process: G protein-coupled receptor signaling pathway; detection of chemical stimulus involved in sensory perception of smell.